This is a messenger RNA of Aspergillus oryzae RIB40, 1512 nucleotides long. Its product is annotated as glycosyl hydrolase family 79 C-terminal domain-containing protein. The coding region runs from base 1 to 1512 and encodes 503 amino acids. The record is from RefSeq and is a predicted model, not a curated record. NCBI's taxonomy places the organism in Eukaryota, Fungi, Ascomycota, Eurotiomycetes, Eurotiales, Aspergillaceae. The transcript is spliced from 5 exons.
AUGACUUCUCUUACAAGUCUGAUUACUAUUGUGGCUUUUCUUCCAUUUGCAGUGUCUGAUAUAUCCUUCAAGCCGAAUGUCACCCAUACGAUAGGGAUCUCGCCGGCCGAUGUUCCGAGACCAGGGAAGCGAUUUGUGGAUGCAACCUAUCAAUCGUUUUCCAUUGAGUUUUCGUUUAUGGCAGACUACGCGGGAAAUGAUUCACACCCCAAUUUAUUCUCGAGGCAAAUGCUUCAGAAUUUGUAUGACAUAUCGGGGGCAUAUCCGAUCAUCCGGGUGGGCGGCAGCACUCAAAAUGCUGCCGUAUACUACCCAAAUCAAACCGAGGCGAUUAUCGCCCCGUUCAGCUCUGUCGCUGCUGACCAGCCAUCCCACUCAUUUCUUGGCCCUUCAUGGCUGGAAUCAUUUCGACAAUUCCCUAACGGCACCCAAUACAUCUAUGAGGUUGGCAAUGGCCUUGAUCAGUGCGUACUGGAAGCAAAUGCUGCCCACAAGGCAAUGGGCGACUCGUUAUAUGCAUUUGAGAUUGGGAACGAGGUGGAUGGCUGGGGAAAUGACACGCACAGGCCAGGUGAUUGGACAGUCCAAAGCUACGUGGACCAAUGGAACGAGUAUGCGACGGCGAUCAGUCGGAACCUGACUGGCAAGGAUGCAGCGAAAUUGUUUCAAGGAUGUGCCUUUCAGGCACCUCGCCAUCUCAACGACAGGACCGACUGGAAUGUUCAAAAUGCCGAGCUAGAUGGUAUGGGUUCGGACAAAACAAAGGCUGUUGCUGAUCACGAGUAUAUGGGUGCUAACUGCCACUACACGGGUGCUGGGCCAACGAUUGAGACCACCCUGUUCGAUCGCACUAAUAUGCUUUCCCGUGUUUGGUACCAUGAUUAUUUGGGCAAUGCGACGGCUAGCUCGGGGAUCGACUAUGUUAUUGGUGAAACCAACUCCAUUUCUUGUCAGGGCGCUUUCAAUAUCUCAGAUGUGAUGGCAUCUGCUGUCUGGGAUGUUGACUAUGUCAUGUAUCUUUCCUCACUCAAGGUCUCGCGUGUUCAUUUCCACAUGGGAACACGCUAUCGCUACUCACCCUGGCAGCCUAUUUUCUACAACGACAGUGCUGCUCAUGUCAAACCACUUUACUACGGAAAUCUGUUCAAUGCUGCAGUGUUUGCCGGUGGAAACAAGCAGACGGAAGUUCUCGUCAAUGAAACAAACUUUGGUGCAUAUGCGGUCUACACAUCAGGAAAACUUGAUGCUAUUGUGGCGGUCAAUCUCAACAUGUGGAACUCAACAUUCGAUCCAAUUUCCCGACCUUAUACAGCGCUAGCCCUUCCAGAUGGUUGGAACGAUGCCAAGGUUUCCAGGCUGACAAGUCCUGGAGUCGAUAUUGCCGAUAAUAUUACCUUUGCCGGGCAAUAUAUUGACGAUCAGGCCCAAGUUGUAGGGCGAAAAACAUACGACAAGGUGACAGGUGGCAAGGUUCUAGUUGGGGCUGGUGAGGCAGUACUUGUCCACAAGUGA